This is a messenger RNA of Sardina pilchardus (European sardine), 1117 nucleotides long. RefSeq names its product STING1 ER exit protein 1 (gene steep1). The coding region runs from base 116 to 790 and encodes 224 amino acids. The transcript is spliced from 7 exons. The record is from RefSeq and is a predicted model, not a curated record. Gene Ontology annotation, biological process: endoplasmic reticulum to Golgi vesicle-mediated transport; endoplasmic reticulum membrane organization. Lineage: Eukaryota; Metazoa; Chordata; Actinopteri; Clupeiformes; Clupeidae.
AGUUUUCGAGCGACGCGACGAGUGGACGAUGUACAUCGUUUAGUUUUUUUUGGUCGUGAAUUACAGGUUUUGAAAACUAAUUAAUCUGUAUUUGUGUAAACACGUUUAGAGCAACAUGCCUAAAGUUGUUUCGCGAAGUGUGGUUUGCUCUGAUACGCGGGACCGUGAAGAAUAUGACGACGGAGAGAAACCCCUUCAUGUUUACUACUGUUUAUGCGGCCAAAUGGUUCUUGUACUUGAUUGCCAAAUUGAGAAGUUACCCAUGAGGCCGAGGGACAAGUCCAGGGUUAUAGAUGCCGCCAAACAUGCCCAUAAAUUCUGCAACGUGGAAGAUGACGAGUGUGUGUACCUGAAAAGGCCAGAAGGCAUCGAGAGGCAGUACAGAAAGAAAUGUGGCAAGUGUGGUCUGCUGCUCUUCUAUCACCACCAGAUCAAGAACGCCACGGCAACCUUCAUUGUUGACGCUGCCGUGGUGAAGUUUGGCCAAGGCUUCGGGAACCCAAGUGUCUACAGUCAGAAACAGGAGGCUCCAAAGAAAGUCAGGGUGAUGAUGACCAAACGGACCAAAGACAUGGGCAAGUUCAGCUCUGUUACCGUGUCAACCAUAGAUGAAGAGGAGGAAGAGAUUGAGGCGAGGGAGGUUGCAGACUCCUAUGCGCAGAACGCCAAGGUCAUCGAGAAGCAACUGGAGAGGAAGGGCAUGAGUAAGAGGAGACUGCAGGAGCUGGCUGAGCUGGAAGCAAAGAAGGCCAAAAUGAAGGGCACACUCAUUGACAACCAGUUUAAGUAAAGUGUGUGCGUGUGUGUGUGUGCGUGUGUGCGUGCGUGUGUGUGUGUGUGUGUGUGUGCGCGUUUGCUCAUGUAUGUGUUCUGUCCCCCUUUGAUGGGUUUGAAUGGGUUGUCAGGCUGUCAUCAAAAAUGUGCCUGUAAAUAACAUGAUAGAAAAUGGAAAGUCAAUAGCAUGAUUGGUACAUACAGUAUGUGCCGUAAAAGCAGCGUUUUCUUUUAUUCUGAUGGGCUUUUCUAUGAAGAUGUAGAACAUUGGAUUUUUACUGAAGAAUCUACUAUUAUUUCUGCAUUAUUUCUCUGUUUUGUUAUUAAAAAAUCCUUUUGUCAA